This is a messenger RNA of Peronospora belbahrii, 1107 nucleotides long. Lineage: Eukaryota; Oomycota; Peronosporomycetes; Peronosporales; Peronosporaceae. The record is from the annotation of a GenBank genome assembly.
AUGGCACUAAUUUCAAGUCGAUGGGUGUUGCUGGUUGCAACGAUAGUGUUGCUGUGUCAAGCCGGCGUCUUUUACCUGCAGGCGUGGCGUUGUCAGCUGCAAUUCCAGACUAAUGCAACGAAUGCGGAGGAUAUGCUCACGGUGCUGGCCGUAACAGACGUGCAUCUGCUGGGCAAGAGGCGGCGCUCAUUGAUCGAGCGUUUGUGGGUAGACUUGCAAGUGCAUGCAUCCGCUAGGGCGGCAGUGGACGUGCACAAUCCAGAUGUAGCGCUCGUUCUCGGUGACCAAUUGGAUGAAAGCAGUCGAUAUACGCCAAAAUCGGAUUGGGACGAGUACAUUUCGCGUUUCAUUCGAGCCUUUUCCAGCUGCUUGCCGCUCAGGACGCUAUACUUGGUAGGAAACCACGACACAUCGUUUGGACGUGACAUGAGGAUGGAGGACUUGAAGCGCUAUGAAGUCACGUUUGGGGCUGCGAACCGCAUCGAUGAGAUUGGAGGGCAUACGUUUGUGAGUCUCAAUACGAUGGCGCUAGACUCAGAUGUAAUGAGCAGCGACGUGAGGAAAGAAGCGAGAAGCUUCCUAGAGAGCAUCAACUUUGUCGACCUGCGAGCGCGUGCGGCCGGUCAUAUUAUCCUGCUCACACAUCUACCUCUCUUUCGCAUGAAUGAUCUUCAAUGCGGAGAGGAUCGACUUCGCGAGUCAGGACAUGUCACGUACGAGCAUCCAGGCUUUGAGUACGAUACCCACCAACAUGUGCUAUCGCGUGAGCUGUCUGCGGAGCUGCUGGGUAAGGUACAACCAAGCGUGGUACUGUCGGGCCACACCCACGCGUGGUGCGCGUACCAUCACCGUGGCACAACUACUAUGGAGUAUACCAUUCCUGCUUUUUCGUGGGGGCAACGCCCUGACCCGAGUUACGCCUUAAUGAGGCUACCCCGCGCUAGCAAUGUCAAAGCGGACCAACUUGAAGUGACGGUUUGUCACUUGCCGCAGGAGCCACUCAUCUUUGCAAUUUAUGCCCUGACACCUGCCACUAUUUUGCUAGCUCAUAUUUACAGACUCAUUUGCGCGCUACGUCCACCUAAGGUGAAAGCGAAGGGUGCGUGA